Neodiprion fabricii is the source of this 1151-nucleotide messenger RNA. It is a transcript of the gene Chrac-16, whose product is annotated as chromatin accessibility complex protein 1. The transcript has 2 exons. Gene Ontology annotation, cellular component: CHRAC; nucleus. NCBI's taxonomy places the organism in Eukaryota, Metazoa, Arthropoda, Insecta, Hymenoptera, Diprionidae. The record is from RefSeq and is a predicted model, not a curated record. Gene Ontology annotation, molecular function: protein heterodimerization activity. Bases 26 to 568 code for a protein of 180 amino acids.
UGACUGCCGAAGUGAAUUUGAAGCAAUGGCGUCCCAAGCCUCACCGCACAAGCCGAAAGAUCUGCAUUUACCCCUAUCCCGAGUGAAAACAAUAAUGAAAAGUUCUCCAUACGUUGAGACCGUCGGACAGGACUGUUUAUUCCUUGUUGCCAAAGCAACGGAACUAUUUAUUCACCAUUUGACGGUUGAGGCCCACCGUCAAGGAAACAAGAGCGGUAGUUUGGACUACAAGAACUUGGCUGAGGUUGUACAAACAAGCGAAACACUCGAAUUCCUUCGGGAAAUAGUACCACGGAAAAUUACAGUGAGGGAAUUCAAGGAGAUGAUGGCUAAAAAAAAUCCAGUGUCAUCUGACAGCAGCUCAUCAGAAAGUUCAUCUGACUCUGACAGUGACAGUGAAUCGGAUAGUACUUCUUCACACGACGACGGAGAUAAGAAAAGAAAUGGUAACGGGGAUGCCAAUGUUUCCAGUAGUUCGAGCGACGAGUCCGUUAAUAAAGAUGCCAGCAAAAAGGAGAAUGGACAAAAUCAAUUGAGCAACAGUGAGGAAGAUUCAAAUGAGGGUUAGAAUUUUAAAAAGUUAGCUCUAAGAUUGAAUAAUCAUUAAGUUAGGUUUAGUCACGAUUAUCUGGAGCAGAAUCUGAGACAGCGGAAAUUCAACUAUAUUUACGCAGAGAAAUGAAAUUUUCCCUAAAUAUAUAUAAUGCACAAAGGAAAGGAUAUGGUUUACAACUAGGAUUAUCACAGUUAGAUUCAGGGCACAUUGAAUUUUCUUCAAGUCAAAUAUUCCCGUGCAGAUUUCUAUUCUAUUGAGCUAUUUAGCUCAAAUAAUUUUCCAAACAGUCUGUAUCUACUUAAACCAUAUUGUUUGCUUGAAUUUAAAUUAUUGUAUAACUUAUUUUUAAUUAUUAAAUAGUUACGUAUACAAUACCGAAAAUGUUGUUCUCUUAACACGUUGGCUUGGUGUUAAAAAUUUUUACAAAACUAGCUAUUUAUCUUUAUUCAAUAAUUGCACAAGUUGUAUCGUUGGAUUAUUUGGAAUGUAUUAUUAAGUUGUUACUGCACUGUUAUGGCAGAACUACAUUACGAACAUCUUAUCGUAAGGAAUAAUAAAAACACAUUAGGUUAAACUUCAAUGAAGGAAAAAGUAA